Molecule: messenger RNA, 717 nt
Organism: Colletotrichum spaethianum
Lineage: Eukaryota; Fungi; Ascomycota; Sordariomycetes; Glomerellales; Glomerellaceae
Product: glutathione S-transferase-like protein ustS
Exons: 3
Coding region: 1-717 (238 amino acids)
Source: RefSeq, a predicted model, not a curated record
AUGUCCAAACAGCUGAUAUUGUUCGAUAUUCCCGACCGGAACAGCACCUGCUGGUCUCUGAACCCUUGGAAGAUCCGACUCGCUCUCAACUACAAGGGCAUCGGCUACAAGACUGAAUGGCUCGAGUACCCUGACAUUGAGCCCAGGCUAAAGUCUGCAGGGCUCGAGGGUGAUCCCAACCAGAUAGCCCUGUUCACGUGUCCCACUGUACAAUUCCCUGACGGAACGUACGUGAUGAACAGCGCUAAGAUCAUCAAACGCCUUGAGGCCGACUAUCCUGAGCCGUCGCUGCAUCUAGAUUCAGAGGUUCUCCAGCAAAUGUAUGAUUUUCUCAGUGAGACAUUUGACAGUCUAUGUCCUGUGCUUUUGCCAAUCGCGCCUCGAGACGUCUUGAACAAACGAAGUGCGGACUAUUUCUGGGAUACUCGGGCGAAGGCAUACGGUAUGACGCUUGACGAGCUUGAGAAGACACAGGGUGGCGAGGCAGCUUGGGUCAAAGCCAAGGAGUCUCUGGAGAAGACAGCAGCUUUGUUGGAUAAGACUGAAGGGCCAUUUUUCCUUGGAAAUAAAUUCUCUUACAUCGAUUGCGUUUACGUUGGGUUUUUAUUCUUUGCAAAGAGGUUCGGCGAGGAAAACUAUCAGCGCAUCAUCCAGCACUCAGGGUCUUUUGAUAAGCUUUUCAAGGCUAGCGAAAAGUGGCUGGAUCGAAACAAUUAG